CGUCGUCAUCAUUUUUGUGCUCCUGCAACGUACGACGAAAAUAUGGCUUAUCGGGAUCGUAAACUGGCGGCACCUAAAGUAGCGAACGCGUGGCGUUUGCCAACGCCGCCACCUCAGCCGGGCGGCCAACGGAAACCGGGAACGAGCAACGCACGCACCGAGGAUCGCAUGGCCGGCUCGAAAAUACCGCAACCGAAGACACCAUCCUCUACGGCGGCUGCUACGACGACCACGGCCAUGAAGAAGAGUGCCCAGGAGAAGUUUAACCAGGUCCAGCGGCAGCACGUGGAAAAGGCACGCCAGUACGCGACGGAGUACGUAUCGAGCGAGGAGGAAGAGGACGAUGCUGAUGCCGGGAACACGCGGCUUGACGGUAUCGGCCGGAACGAUGGAUCGUCUACACAGAAUAUUCUCGGCUCGGUGCUCAAGAACUACAACGGCGCUCCCUCGGAUAUGGGCAAAACGCAGGAAUAUUUGCAAAACUUGCUCGAAUCACGCAACGCCGUGUGUCUGAUCUGCAUCGGGACGGUUAAGCGUGCGGACAAGAUAUGGUCUUGCCAAUCGUGCUACACAUUCUUCCAUCUGCUGUGCAUCCAACGGUGGGCCAACGAUCGCAUCUCGAUGAAGCGCAUGCACCACGAGGAGCAGGAAGGCUACUACAACAAUCGAGGCGAGUACAUCCCGAAGCCGGUUCUUUCGGUGCACUGGGACUGCCCGAAAUGUCGCCAAGAGUACGAACCGGUGGACAUACCGCGGCACUACGAGUGUUUCUGUGGAAAGGAACAGGAUCCGGCGCAACACCCUUGGCUAAUACCGCACUCGUGUGGUGAACCGUGUGGUAAGCAGCUAAAGCCGACUUGUGGUCAUCACUGCCGAUUGUUGUGUCACCCGGGACCAUGUCCACCGUGCCCACAGACGAUCAGUGUGUCGUGUCGAUGCGCGAAAUCGGCCGCGAAAACGAUCCGCUGUUCACAGGGCUCUUGGACCUGUACGGUGAAGUGCACCCGGAAACUGGACUGUGGUAUACACGAGUGCACGGAAAGGUGCCACCCAACCGGUGAGUGCCCACCGUGCCGGAACCGUAGCAAACAACCGUGUCUCUGUGGGGCCCAAAGCAAGGAGGUGAACUGUUUUGAGUCCCGGUGGCAGUGUGAGAAGGUUUGCAACCGGCCGUACGCCUGUUCGCUGCACAAGUGUGAACUCCGGUGUCACGCUGGUCCGUGUGGGGAAUGCCCACUCGGUAAGCCACGAUCGUGUCCCUGCGGUCGAACGCAAACACGGGCUGCCUGCUCGGAACGUAUUGGCACCUGUGGCGAUACUUGCCAGAAGAUGUUGGCUUGCGGUGUUCACCAGUGUAUGGAGCGAUGUCACGAGGGUGAGUGUGGUAGUUGUCUUGUGUUGGUACAGAAAACGUGCCGCUGUGGCCAGACGAGCCGAGAGAUACCGUGCUCCAAAGAGGCCACCUGCGAAACGAAGUGCAAGAAGGUGCGCCGUUGUGGUCGGCAUCCCUGUAAUCGUAAGUGUUGCGAUGGUCAGUGUCCGGAUUGCGAUAAGGUUUGUGGCAAAACGCUUUCGUGCGGACGGCACAAGUGUUCCUCCUGCUGCCAUCAGGGAGCUUGUUAUCCGUGCAAUCAAAAAUCCACCGUCAAGUGUCGAUGCGGCGGAACGUCGACGGAGGUAGCGUGCGGUCGGGAGAAGAAAGCACAUGCACCCAAGUGCACUCUGCCCUGCCGCCAGCCCGCCAAAUGUCACCAUCAUAAUCCACAUGCGUGCCACGCCGGAGAAUGUCCACCGUGUGUGCAACCGUGCGGUGAACAGAACGAUACGACUAACUGUGAACAUCCGUGUGAAGCCAAGUGUCACGAUGCGGUCACGGUGGUAACAAAGGAUAAGCACUUCAAACCCGUCGGUCCGUGGGAUGUACCGCGGGAGACGGUGGAAGUGAAGCGUCUGCCGCAUCCGGUUUGCGAGGUGAAGGUACCGGUCAUGUGUCUGGGUGGUCACGAAACGUCCGAGUGGCCCUGCUACAACUCGAAACCGGCUUCCUGUGGCAGGCCAUGCGGGCGUCUGCUGAAGUGCGGGCUGCACCGCUGUCCUCUGCAGUGCCAUAAGGUUACGCAUCGGGCCAGCACAACGCAAGACUCGCGCUGUGAACCGUGUGCGGCCGGUUGUGUCGUUCCUCGGCCGGCAGGCUGCGUACAUCCGUGUAAGCGCCGUUGCCAUCAGAACCCCUGCGAACCGUGCAUGGUUUCGAUCAAGGAUAAGUGCUACUGUGGCCUGACACAGGUGUUUUAUACCUGCAACGACCUCUACCCACCGGUUGAGGGAGGAACGGAUGAGUUGCAAGGACGACGUAAUGCCGUGCUGAGUUGUGGCCAGAAGUGUAUCAAAAAUCUUUCCUGUGGGCAUCGUUGCACAUCCGUCUGCCAUCCGGGAGCGUGCCCGAAUCCGGAGCUCUGUACAAAGAAGGUGAAAGUAACGUGCCCCUGUAACCAUCGCAAGGCAGAACUCCCAUGCAAUGUGGCGAAGGAGAGCGGUGGUGCACUCGAGUGUGAUGAUGGGUGCGAAGCCAUCCGUAUCCAGCGGCAACAGGAAGAGCAGGCCAAGGAGGACGAGCGUCGGGCUCAGGAAGAGCUAGCCAACCAAAGGGAGCUGGAGGAGUACGAGCGGAAGUUCAACCGUCGGAAGCACCGUGAACGGAAGCGCCACGAGGUGAAGGAGCAGGAAAGUCGCAACCUUUUGCUAUACAUUUUGCCCGCACUGAUCGUGCUGGUAGGAGUCAUUCUAUAUUUUGUGUUACUACAAUAAUGCUACUGUGGCAUCGUUUUGUUUCCGUUUUUGCCCUUUUGGAUUUGACUGAAGAGUGUGUGAGUGUUUGUGCAUGCCGGGUGAAGUGUGAUAGAUAGCAAGAUUCCUCUUUUUAGAAAAGACGAGCGAUUUUAGAAGAAUUUCCUUUUAGUUUUUGUAACAAGUCUACCAAAUAAAGAAGCAUUUUCAUACAACAUGGUUUUCGCACAAUAGAUUUUUGCAUAGCAAUUAAUGAUUAUCCAUAGCAAGCG
Messenger RNA from Anopheles darlingi, 3059 nucleotides. RefSeq names its product NF-X1-type zinc finger protein NFXL1. Gene Ontology annotation, biological process: regulation of DNA-templated transcription. NCBI's taxonomy places the organism in Eukaryota, Metazoa, Arthropoda, Insecta, Diptera, Culicidae. Gene Ontology annotation, molecular function: DNA-binding transcription factor activity, RNA polymerase II-specific; zinc ion binding; RNA polymerase II transcription regulatory region sequence-specific DNA binding. Gene Ontology annotation, cellular component: nucleus. The transcript is spliced from 5 exons. Bases 43 to 2808 code for a protein of 921 amino acids. The record is from RefSeq and is a predicted model, not a curated record.